AUGUUGGACACAACGCCUCACUUCAAAAUUGGUGCAUUCAGAUUCUGUUUUGUAGUAACCGGCAUCGCCUACCAGUGCCGCAUGAAGACCUUUAAAGACACCCCGACCACAACACUUAGAUUUUUACCUACUUAUCGCCUUGCGACGUUCCAGUCAUACAGAGGAAGAUGGGAGCUCCUAAGAAUCCAUGCCCAGCUCGUGGCUACCGUUUAUACCACCAUGCCGUUUGAUUCGGUUAAGACACGACUGCAGGCUUUUGAUGGAAACCGGCGGUUAUCGAAGCUCGCUGGAUUGCUUCCGUUCGCAUGA
Molecule: messenger RNA, 309 nt
Organism: Penicillium cosmopolitanum
Lineage: Eukaryota; Fungi; Ascomycota; Eurotiomycetes; Eurotiales; Aspergillaceae
Exons: 1
Coding region: 1-309 (102 amino acids)
Source: RefSeq, a predicted model, not a curated record